AUGGCAAUAUAUGACAAGAAGCACAGAAUGAGGGUAUUGAUCAUAUUCCGCAAACUCACCACCGUGUUUAAAAUCGUUAGAUGCGAAUUAAACCCUUUCAUAACCGGCGGGAAUUUCGUCAAAUACAAUAAGUACCCACACUCCGUGUAUAUAGUUUUUGCUUGUAAUUUCAGAUUUUUAUGUGGGGGCUCUGUGUUGAACCAAGCAAUAAUAUUAACUUCAGCCCACUGCUUCGAGGGGUGUGAUGUAAAGAAAUAUGAAAAAGUUGAAGUCAAAUAUGGUCACGAAAAAAUAACGAACAUGAAAUCUGUAAAUAUGAAGAAGUUUGUACUUCACGAGAAGUUUGAUGACUCAUCAUUGAUACACGAUGUAAGCUUACUGUUGACAGUUAAGAAUAUACCGUUGAGUAAUUCAGUGAAAAGGGUGGUUCUUAUGAAGAGACCGCCUACAGCAGAGUACGCUUAUGUUUCUGGAUGGGGCAUGGAUGAAAAAAAUAAACUGCAAGCGGCGAUGAAGCACACAUAUGCCAGGAUUCAGAAGACAGAGGUGUGUAAAAGCAUGGGUUCGCUGCCGUGGGGCGUCUUCUGUGCAGGGCCCUUGACGGGAGUCGGCGCCGCUGAUGAGGGUGACUCAGGCGGCGCUCUCGUCGUCAACGACUGCAUACAAAUCGGCCUAGUGUCAUACAAAGUGAGGAAAUUGAGUUUGGUCGCGUAUACUAAUGUUUCUCUAUAUUUGGAUUGGAUAAAAAAGCAUGCAAGAGCAUUAAGAUGUAGUGGUUAA
This is a messenger RNA of Amyelois transitella, 780 nucleotides long. RefSeq names its product trypsin Tyr p 3.0101-like. Gene Ontology annotation, biological process: proteolysis. The record is from RefSeq and is a predicted model, not a curated record. The coding region runs from base 1 to 780 and encodes 259 amino acids. Lineage: Eukaryota; Metazoa; Arthropoda; Insecta; Lepidoptera; Pyralidae. The transcript is spliced from 4 exons. Gene Ontology annotation, molecular function: serine-type endopeptidase activity.